Xiphophorus hellerii (green swordtail) is the source of this 7183-nucleotide messenger RNA. It is a transcript of the gene prr16, whose product is annotated as proline rich 16. Lineage: Eukaryota; Metazoa; Chordata; Actinopteri; Cyprinodontiformes; Poeciliidae. Bases 738 to 1736 code for a protein of 332 amino acids. The record is from RefSeq and is a predicted model, not a curated record. The transcript has 3 exons. Gene Ontology annotation, biological process: positive regulation of translation; positive regulation of cell size.
AGAGAGAGAGCCCGGACGUUGGCUGCUUUCCUCAGACUCUCCAAGGAGGCAGAGAUGGAAACAGGAUGAACCUGGCGGGGAGUUGCUUCACAGGAAAGUGCCUCUGGGGUGUCGUUACCCACUUGCAUCAAUACCAGAACCGACUCUUUUGGUUGGGAAGGAGGCAGAGAGACUUUCAAUGUUUGCCGAUGCUUGAGGAUUACGGACCCUGGCUGUAACGGUUUGGAUAGCUACCUACUUAUUUCCUUCAUGCCCUCCUCUGCCAUAGCUAACGCAGUUUUUAAUUAUCGUUUUAUUACCCAUACUCAAAUUCUCUCAAAAAUGUCAAAAUAGGCUUUCGCACCGACGGUGAAGAUGUUUCUGUGGCGUCGUGCUUCGCCUCCGUUGGACGCAGGUGCGCUUAGAUUCACAAACCUGUGGCCGGGCGCUUCUCUGACACUACGCUACGAUAUUCGGAUAGCCGUUAUUUUUCGUGUUUCGCUCUAUUGCGCAUGCCCCGUUUGAGAUCCAGAAUGCUGCCCCGACGCGACUCCGCUUCGUCCUGGCCGCGAUGUAGCAGCAGCAGUAGAGGCAGCAGCAGCAGCAGCGGAAAGUGGAGAGGAGCGGAGGACUGAAUGAGAGAGACAGAGAGAGGGGGGGGGAAAAAAAAAAAAAACAUGCGCUGGCAAAAGUGGCUUCACCAAAGGAUUUGACCCGAGAUCCUUCGCGAAAUAGACAACAGUGUCACGAAGUGAAGAAUGUCAGGGACACCACAUGCGGAGGCUGAAGGAGUAGUCUCCAAAGUAAAAGUGAAAAAGGAGAUCAAGACCAUUGUGGAGAAUUUGGAAACCAUCCUGGGAGACCUUAAGGAUGUGGCAAAGGAGCUCAAAGAGGUUGUUCAUGACAUCGACACCCUGACUGGAGACCUUCAGUUGGAGGAGGACGGACUGACCGACAGUUCGAAGACCGACACGCUCAACUCCAGCUCGAGCUCCACCACUACCACCACAACCGCGUCCAGCCUGGAGAAGAUGAAGCUCUUCCCCGAGGACUGCAUCUUCAAGACACAGGUGCCCAUGAGUCCGGUACCCAUCCAUCAACCUGGAGUUCUGACGGUGCUCAAGAAGCCACACCCGCCGCUGCCACCGCCGAGACACACUACGCUGAGAACGGAGGAACACAACAUCAAGAACCUGCCUCAUCCGACUUUGGUCUUAUCAGGGAAUAUAUCCAAGGCUAAUGGGUCUUUGUUGAGGAACGGUGGCGUUUUCCCACUGAAACCAAAUAAGGAUUUAUUCUCCUCCACUCCGUGCUUCAUUUCAGGAGAGAGCGAAAUGCAGGAAUCUGGUCUGGUUCCUACGCUGCCCAGGCCAAUGCCGCUUCUCCGGCAUGAGAAAAACAAAUGCCCCAAGGCUCCAGGCAGGGAGCACCGGGAGAGAGAGCGGGUCCGUUUCAGCGAGAAAGUCCAGUAUCACGGCUACUGCCCAGACUGUGAUAUGCAGUACGACGUAGACGACGCAGAACUCCACUUACAGGCCGAGCUUAGCGACUUACGGCUCAGCCCGGUUCACUGCUGCUCUUCCUCCCCUCCUCUUCAUCCUCUCCCUCAUCCACUGAUGUUGGAAAAUGGAGGGCUCUCAGUCAGCCACAGUUUCCCUCCAACAACACACACUCCACCACCUUGUGUGCCUCCUCACACACCUUCCCUAAAGCCCCAUAAAACAAUCCUACGCAAAACAACCACCACCACAGUUUGACCCUGAUAGGUCUCAACUUAAACAUUGUUGAAAAAGAUUCCUAGUGUUUUCUACUCAAGCUGAACUUCGGAUUAUCCAAACAAAGAGAGAGGAGAGGGUUUGGAAACAGAAAAAGUGGAUAAAGUGAAAAGGAAUGGCGAGAAGGGCAAUGCUGAGAUGGAAAACAGCGAGAUCAGGGAGAAGCAGGCCCAUUGAGAUCCUUGAGCUCUGAGAGGAGUGGAUGCUGGCUUCACACUCUAAUCGACCAGGGUUGAUCAGGGAGGAAGGAGCCCAAACAUCAGCCUUCUGGUGCUUGAAAGUGCUAAUGGCUCUGAACUGACAGAAGACAAUAUCCUCUUCUGAGCAUAAAACAACCUUCAGGCGACAGCUGUACAGGUGGAAAAAACAAAAAAAACCGUUACUCUCCAAAACAAGGCAUGGCAAGAGAGCCGGCCGCUGCGAGUGAUAUGUUUGUUCAUAAAACCAUCUAAAUUAGAUCGGAAUGCUGCCCAGACCGAGUUAUCAAAAGUAAUGAGGCGGAUAUGGAUGAAGCCGCACAAGAUAUGGGUUGAAAUGAUGUCAAUUGGUGUUUGAUUGAUGCCAACACAGACUUUUGCUCUGUCAGAUGGAAAUCAAUAGCUCCACUCAACCGAUGGAAUUUGCCUUUUAAGAAUCGUAAUUGUGCACGGAUUGCCCGACAGGCCCGGCUUGCGAGAGAAAAAACAGCGUCUCCACUGGACUGCAGAAAAGGAGAAAAUAGUAUUAUGUCAGUAUGUGCCAUAUCCCAACCAUGUGCUGUUUCUGUUGCGACCAGUGUUUGGAAAUGAAUAUCGAUUUGGCCGCUGGUCUGUGUCCAGUCAUUAACGUCCAUCGUUUCUGUAUUUGCUCAACUGGUGCCAUGCGUCCACGCAUACUCCACGGUUAAAAAGCAGAGAGGUUCAGUCCAAUGUGGCAAAUUACAGCUUUAAAGGAUUGUUGAGGAGGUGAUAAUUUGCAUCAAAUUUUAUUUGUGUACAAAUAUACAUAAACAUGUUUGAUAUCUAUAUAUUUCAGCCAUUUUUUUCUACAGAGACUUUUAACAUUUAAGAAGAUGAUAUUUUUGAUAUUACGUUGGACAACAGAGGUUUAUAGACAAAAUAUGACAUUCCCUCAUGUAGUACUUUUUCCAGGAAGGCAGAAGAACAAGAUUGUGUUUGUAGAGAUAAAAGAAACUUUAAUUAAAAAGUUCUGUUUAUUUUGUUUCUUUUUUUAAGAAAAGAAUAUACGAUGAAGAAGAAAAGUGUCAUAAACCAAAUAAUUGUUGUGCUUUAUCAGAAGGGAGGUUUGGGUGAAUUAAUGAAUGCAUGACUGGCCCUUCACUCUGUCCUGCCAUCACUGUGUUUUUCUAUGCAUUUCUACAAAGAGGAUGUCUAAAUGAGUCCAAGGUGCCGCUCGUUCUGCUUGCUACAACAUUUAAGAGAUAUUCUUCAUAUCCUCUCAACUUGUUAAUCAGGUUCAUUUCCCAGUCUCUAAAAUAAAAAUCUGAUCAUAUUCUAUUCAGCUUUUGCAGACGAGUCACUUGUAAUUACAAAAACAUUUUUCACAUUUUGUCACUUUUCUGCCACAAACUGUUGUGUAUUUUAAUGGGGUUUUGUGUGAUGGACCAACACAAACUGGUGCAUAAUUUGUCACAUGGAUGUAAACUUAUACACUGUUUUAAGUUUUUCUACUAAUAAAAAUCUGAAAAGUGCCAUGCAUUGGUAUUCAACCCUCUUUAGUUAAUGUUAUAAUAGUAGCAGAGACGUUUUUUGCUCCAAUCACAGCUGCAAGUGUUUGAGGGGUGACCCUUUAAGUUGGGUAAAGAGCCUCUUUGUAAGAUUCUCAACUGAAUUUAGGUCUGGACUUUGACUGGGCCGCUUUAAUGUGCUUUAACUAUUUGACAGUAGCUCUGGUUGUAUACUUAGGAACCUCCUGGUUGAACUGCCGUACAUGUUUCAUUCAGGAUAGUCUUGUAUUUAGCUCCACCCAUCUUCUCGUCCACUUCCCAGUCCUGAUGAAAAUACACUUCACCACAGCAUGAUGCUGCCACCACCCUGUCUCGCCAUGGAGAUGCUGUCAUUGUAGGUGAUGUGUUUUUACAUUUUUACAUUUAGGCCAGAAUUUCAGCUUUGGUCUCAUCUGACCAGAGAACAUAUCUGCUGUAUCCCCUGCAUGACUUUUUAAAAUCCUAUAAAGGUCAGAUCAUUUUGCAGUGCAUGGCUAACAGAUGUCCAGUAGCUCUCUGCAGCUCCUCCAGAGUCGCCAUGGACCACUAAAUGACAGAAAGGUAAAAUUUUAUUAUUAUUUAAAAUCUUCUGAAGGCAACUGAAAGCACUGGAUUGUAUUUAGGCGUAUUACAAUUAAGAUGAAAUAAAAUCCCAAUGCAAAACGUUAAAGUUUGUGGUUUUAAUGUGACAAAAUGUGCAAAGCACACGGCUCAAUUUUUAAAACCAAUUACAGAAUACAAACAAACUCUGCCUCUUUCUUCUCAUUGGACACAGACUGAAUUCAUGUCGAGUCCAAAGGAAAGUUGUCAGUGACAUUUUUCUUGUGUGUUCACAAACUCUUUGAAACUAACUUGUGAGAAGUAAAUAAUACUUUGCACUCAGUGUUGGUGUGUGUAUGUGUACUUUACUCCCGCCUCAAAAAAAUAUUUCACUGUUGACUUUUUCCCCGCCGACUGCAUUCGAUUUUUAGAAAUUGUGCUCUUGUAGACUAAUCUCUUACGAUGUCAUGACUCUGUGAACCGAGUGCCAAAAAGAGGAAAUUAAACUGACUGCAAAGAGCAUUGCACUUAAUCAAAAUCGCUAACAGAAGAAAAAAAAUGGCAGCGUGAGCAAAUGGUUCCAAAGAAAAGGAGGGGGGCGAAAAGUCCAGUAAAUGGCAUCAUCAGCUGCAUCUGUUAGCUGGAGAUUAGUGUGAUGAGAUAGAAGCUGGCGAUGCUAGGGGGCCGUGAACUGUCUGCACAAGAUAUUUCAGCAAACUAAUGGUGUCUUGUCAUGUUCAUAAAGACUAUAUGACACGGGCCGCAGCCAGCAGUCUGAGCGCCAUAUUAACGAAGGACAGGGUCACAGAGGACCGCCUGGAGGACAGAGAGGCAGUCCUUCAGACGCGUUCAAACCGGUGAACUGGAAACAACGUGCUGGAUAAUUUGCAUUGGAGGGGAAAAAAAAAAAAAAGAAUUCAUGUUUAACUCACUGCCUUGGUGCCCUUGAGCAAAUCAAAAAAAUCCAAAGAGGAAUGUGUUUGUGCUUGCAGCUGAGUUGCAUUGACUGUUAUUAAUUAAAAAAGAAUCAUUAUUCAGAAGAAUAGUGUAAUUAUGUAUGGAAAUAUGCAAUUUAGUUGGAGUUAUAUAAACUAAGUUUAAGAAGCAUGAAUAGCGGCAUAAUUAAUCCAGUACUGAUGUCUAGAAAUAGAAUGGUGCUUAGUUGUUAAAACACCAACAAUUCUUGACUUUUACACAAGAGGACACAAUUAUUGUCAUUCAAACAUCCUAACUUUGCUCCGGAUCCUUACAAGAUUUUACUUUGAACACAGAAGCAAAAUUAUUCCACAAAGAAUAAAAGCCACCGGGGCCAAAAUUUUACUUCUGAUACUGAUGGUUGUGUAUCUUUUAUUUUCGAUAACAAGCUUCAAUCGUUCAUUGUAAUUUUCAAUAUACUGUAUCUCCGACACAGCUCCCAUAAAAUCCCAGUCCGUUCUGUGACUUUAAAGCUCCUCCAGAUAUGAUCGUCCUUCAACCGGUAGAUUUUAUUUUUUCUUAAAAGAGAGCACACCUUUCCCUCGCCUUCCCCACUCAGCUCCUCCAGACUAACGGCAGCAGCAAUUAGAAAACGUCUGGUGAAACUUCAAGUCUGCUGAGCUCAUCAUACAAACUACUUCUGAGAAUGGUUGUUAAUGUUGUGAUGUUGUGCUGAAGAGAGAGUGUCAGAAGGAGCAGGAGCUUCUUAAAGAGACAGAAGCCCAAUUUCAAGGUGUCAAAUUUGAUACAAUUUGAUUAAGCUAACAUAUUUACUUGACUGCUAUAAAACAGGACUAUGUGCUUGGAAAAUACAUAAUGCCAUCCCUUUAAGCGUUUUUAAUGGCACUAGUGACCUUUAUGCCACAAUAGGAGGAAGGGCAGACAGAGAAACAAUGGUAAAACAUGCAGCAAAUGGCCUGGGGCGAGGAAUUGAACCGGGAACAACUGUGUUGAGGGCUGUAGCCUCUGUAUAUGGUGCACCUCCACUGAGCCAUGUAGGAGUUGUCUGAAUUAUAUGUGUAAGUAUAUUAUAUCUCAGCAGUUCAUCAAACCAUGUUUUUGUACUUAAUAAAUAGGAGAUACCAUCUACAACAAAAAGGAACAUUCUCUAAGGUUAUCUGGAGCUAGUUCUUCGCCAGAUGUUUUGAGGCGUUGCCAUUUUGGAAGGCAAAGCGACAACUCAGAUCCAGUGUUGCUGCUGAUUGCUUAAGGAUUUCUAUCAAAAUCUUUAGAUAUUCUCUUUCCUCAUCAGUCAGAUUCCUUCCUCCCUGAGAGUAUUCCCAUACAGUAAGGAAGCGUCUCCGCAGCACAAUCCUCCUAAAGCUGCGUUUCAGUGUUUGGUUAUACACCCUUCUCUACCUUCUUUCUCAAGUCAUAAGCAAUCUCUUUAUGGCCAAAGAGCUUUAGUUUUCUCUCAGCUGAACGACGGACAUGAUGAUCUUUCUCAUACUUCAGUCUCACUUGAAGGUUUCAUUUCUGCACAAGUGGAGAUUUUCUUGUUCUGCGACCACACAGUUCAUUCCUGAGCAGAGUUAUCAUCCUCUUUGAGACUACAAUUUCUAUCUAAUCACAAAAGGGAUUUUACACACAUUUCUCUCUAGUUCUUUAUAAUCCUAGGCUUCCUUCCUCUACUAGGCUUGUCCUGUGCUGAGGGAAGUUUGUUGUUGAUGCCUUUAACUCCAGUUCUUGACACUUGGGAAAGCUGUGAUAACAUUGUCUGGCCUUUUUCUUCUUUGUGAGCACCGACAUUUCUUUUCCCCAAGUCUAAGCUGGUUUCCUUUGUUUUCAGCAUGAUACUUUGUCCUGUGACAGCUCAAACCCUUACUAAUGUUUUAUUCUGUGUAUGUUGGGAAAUAUCUCUGGUUUCAUUAUUACAGAGUUAACACACGUAAUGUACACAGCACUAAUUUCUGCUGUGACUCAAGGGUUAUAUUGCUGAUGCUGGAAAUUUCUAGUUUUUCUUGUGAAACUUUCAUAAUUUGGUGUUAAUCUGAAUAGAGAGAAACUAAAGAAUAAUUUUUACUGGAGAUAAAAUAACUAAUUUUGACAUGUUUACCUGCCAAUUCUAAUAAAUAUGUAAACAAGUUCUCUCUGAAAACAUGUUAGCCAAUUACUAAACUAAUGACUCUGGACUGUUUUAGAGGUUAUUGAAUUCCUAAUUUUUGACGUUUGUAUGUUGACAGAUAUUCAUAAAAAACUUAUUUCAAGU